Molecule: messenger RNA, 735 nt
Organism: Lodderomyces pseudojiufengensis
Lineage: Eukaryota; Fungi; Ascomycota; Pichiomycetes; Serinales; Debaryomycetaceae
Product: MARVEL domain-containing protein
Exons: 1
Coding region: 1-735 (244 amino acids)
Cellular component (GO): membrane
Source: RefSeq, a predicted model, not a curated record
AUGCUUUCAAUUUCAAAACCAUUAACAAGUUAUAUAAUUCGUGGAUUACAAUUUUUAUUUGCAGUAAUAUUAUUAGCAGUAAGUGCAGCAUUUGAAGCCAAAAUUGGUUGGAAUUUUUCAAGAGUUUCAUAUAAUAUAGCAAUUGCAGUUUUAACAAUCUUGUAUUUGGGUUAUAUCUUGUCAGUUUCAAUUUUUUUCAAAAAUCAAACUUUUCCAUUACUUAUAAUUAUUUCAGAAUUUAUAUUUUGGAUUUUUUAUUUAGCUGCAUGGGCAUCAAUUGCAGAUUAUAUGUCAUAUUAUUCAUCAUGUAAUUAUAUUUAUUAUCUGAGUAUUAAUAAUAAUUAUGUUUCAAAUAAUAAUACUGCUUGUCAAUUAUAUAGAUCUAUAUUACCAUUUGGUUUAUUGAAUUGGAUCCUUUUUUCAAUUGAUUUAGUUUUAAUAACAAUAUAUAUAAUUAUACCAUUUAUUAAAAAUAAAAUUUUUAAUCAAACUUUACAACAAAAGGAAUUUAUUUGGGGCAGUUUAUUUAUUAAUGGUGAUAUAACUAGUGGUGGAUUAACAGGAACUACAGGUGGAUUUAUUGAUGAAGAACAACAACAUGGUAAAUAUGAAACUGAAAGUGAACCAAGUAACAGUCAAGGUCAAGUUAUUGAUGAUACAACUACUGAUGGUAUUGCAACAAGUUCGGAACCUCAAGCUCAAUAUACAAAUACCACAACUCAAGUAAAUCCUUGA